This is a messenger RNA of Boeremia exigua, 1039 nucleotides long. RefSeq lists its product as uncharacterized. The record is from RefSeq and is a predicted model, not a curated record. The coding region runs from base 278 to 985 and encodes 235 amino acids. NCBI's taxonomy places the organism in Eukaryota, Fungi, Ascomycota, Dothideomycetes, Pleosporales, Didymellaceae. Gene Ontology annotation, molecular function: metallopeptidase activity. The transcript is spliced from 8 exons.
AUGGGCGGUCAUGGAUAGCGCCGUAGAGCCCCCGUUCAGAUAUAUAGAUAUUGAGUCUAAUGUGCUUCCUACUUCCUAUCCGCCGCUUCCUACUCCACUCACACCAACAACAUGAGAAUUAAUCUUUCUGUCAUUCUGGGGCUGAUAGGGUUGGUCGGGGCCUCUGCUGUUGAUCUUCAACAUCGCAAUAGCGGAGUUGAAAGGCCCUUGAGCUUAGGCGCUCUCUGCGGAACUACCCGGAGUAGUGGACAACAGCUCAAUAAUUCUACCCAUUGAGAUGGUCUUGCAGAUCCUCAUGGCGAAUAAUACUCUAGAAGGAGGUGAUAUCCCUAACCAGCUCAUUGAUGAGCAAAUCGCCUACUUGAACAAUGCAUUCCUCCCUGCCGGUUUCAGCUUCUACGUAUCAGAAGUCAUCCGGACUGUUGACGAGCACUGGUACCAUGAUCUUCGUCGAAAUACGGACGUUGAGGACGAAGUGAUAAUGCUCAAGAAAGGAGGAAAUGCUACCUUGAACGUGUACAGUUUUGGCACGAACUUUGACCCCGGAUUUUCUUGGGCAACGCUUCCUGAUGAACUCCUGUGGCAACCCAAUUAUGAUGGCGUGUUCCUGCAUAGAAGGGCUUGGCGUGGAGGAGAUUACUUGGGCCUUCAGCUUGGCGGUACCUUGGUUCAUGAGGUUGGACAUUGGUUUGGUCUUCACCAUACAGUUAGCUUUGACUGUGAGGAAACUAUCACUGACGAAGUGGAUGACACGCCUGUCGAGCUAGCACCCGAAAAAAAUGGUGGUUGUGAGUUAGGAAGAGAUUCCUGCCCGAACCACCCAGGUAUUGACCUAAUUCACAACUGGAUGGGGUUUUCCAUCGAUACGUGUCGUGGCGACUUUACUCCUGGGCAAAUUCAAAGGAUGAAGGAGCAAGUAGCUCGAUUUCGUCAGGUAGCAUAUCCCGGUAUUAAUGUCGAUGAGGUGCCUAUUAUUGAAGCGUGAUACGAACACUCUAUUUAUAGAUUUAAUAUACAUGUGCUACAUACAGAGGAAAGG